AUGGCAGGGCAAUCGGACAGGGCGCAGGUGGAAUCAUCUGCUCCUCGACCAGCUACACGCCCCCCACGUCCACCUUUCUAUCUUCCUCUCAAUGCCACUCUCUACCUGUGUUUGAUUGUGAAUGGCCUUGCUGCGCUGUAUUCACCGAUUCAAGACUGUGAUGAAGUCUUCAACUUUUGGGAGCCUACCCAUUAUAUCUCCCAUGGAUACGGAUUGCAGACAUGGGAAUAUUCGCCGGUGUACUCAAUCCGAAGCUGGCUGUACGUGUCUCUCCACGCAGCAAUCGGCAAGCUGGGCUCCUUGAUCGUUCCCACAAAGGCAGCUGAGUUCUACUUUAUUCGCUGUGGUCUCGCUGUCUUCUGUGCUGCUUGCCAGACGCGACUCUACUCCUCGAUCUGCCGGACUUUGAAUCCUCGUAUCGGCCUGUUGUUUAUCCUCAUCGCCUUGUUCAGUCCUGGCAUAUUCCAUGCGUCAACCGCUUUCCUUCCAUCAACAUUCACCAUGUAUACUGGCAUGCUUGGAUUGAGCGCAUUCCUGGACUUGAGAGAUAGCCACAAGACUGCGCAGGGAAUCAUGUGGUUCGGGCUUGGUUCAAUCGUUGGAUGGCCGUUCGCAGGCGCUCUCAUGGUUCCUCUCCUACUUGAGGAGCUGAUUCUGAGUGUUAUCUCACAAAAGCUGUGGCCAUUUGUGGUCUCUGUAGUCGACGGUGGUCUUCGAUGUCUCGCGAUCUUGGCUCUCGAGGUAGCAGUCGAUUACGUCUUCUUCCGAAAAAUCGCCCUGGUGCCUUGGAAUAUCGUCGCAUACAACAUAUUUGGAGGGCAGGGCAGAGGGCCCGAGAUUUUUGGUGUUGAACCGUGGACAUUCUACAUGCGAAAUCUUCUACUGAAUUUCAAUGUGUGGUUCCUUCUCGCCAUGUUGUCCGCGCCGCUUGUUCUGCUCCAGGCCGUCCUCCGCCACAAAGACAAAUUCUUCCCAACACUCAUUCGCUCGAUCGCCUUGGUGACCCCGUUCUAUAUGUGGUUUGCCAUAUUCACCAUUCAACCACACAAGGAGGAACGGUUUAUGUAUCCGGCAUACCCUUUCCUGGCGCUCAAUGCUGCCCUUGCCUUUCAUUUGGCAUUAACCUUGAUUGGAUCCGGAGACCCACAGGGUGUGAUGAGGCGCGUACCGGCCAAGUUGAAGUUGGGCGCCGUGCUUGCUAUGAUUUUGUUGGCCAUUAAUGCUGGGAUGCUCCGUACUCUUGGAAUGGUUACUGCAUACAGUGCACCCUUGAACGUUCUUGAGCCCUUGCAGCGAUUGGGCACUGCUCGCGAGGGGGCAUAUGUAUGCCUCGGCAAGGAAUGGUAUCGCUUUCCUUCCUCUUACCUUCUGCCACAAAACAUGCGUGCGAAGUUCAUUCGAAGCGAGUUUCAGGGCUUGUUGCCUGGUGAAUUUCCCGAGGCAACAGAUCUUGCUGGUCGUGUCGGGGGGGGGUCACAGAUCCCCUCGGGCAUGAACGACCUCAAUAUCGAAGAUCCUAGUAAAUAUGUCGACAUCUCGCAGUGCUCCUUCCUUGUUGACAGCUCGUUUCCUGGUAGGAAACCCACCGAGUUAGAGCCAGACUACGUCCAGGACAAGGCACACUGGGAUGUCUUAUCCUGUGAGAAAUUCCUGGACGCCUCUCAGACGAGUCUGGUGGGAAGGCUCAUUUGGCUUCCAAACCUUCCCAUAGUACCAGAAAAAAUCCGUCGUCGGUAUGGGCAAUACUGUCUCUUACAGCGUCGAGGGAGUGAGGAGCGCGUCUAA
This is a messenger RNA of Penicillium oxalicum, 1785 nucleotides long. RefSeq names its product dolichyl-P-Man:Man(6)GlcNAc(2)-PP-dolichol alpha-1,2-mannosyltransferase. The transcript is spliced from 4 exons. The coding region runs from base 1 to 1785 and encodes 594 amino acids. The record is from RefSeq and is a predicted model, not a curated record. Lineage: Eukaryota; Fungi; Ascomycota; Eurotiomycetes; Eurotiales; Aspergillaceae. Gene Ontology annotation, molecular function: alpha-1,2-mannosyltransferase activity. Gene Ontology annotation, cellular component: endoplasmic reticulum membrane. Gene Ontology annotation, biological process: protein N-linked glycosylation.